Moneuplotes crassus is the source of this 1427-nucleotide messenger RNA. The record is from the annotation of a GenBank genome assembly. Lineage: Eukaryota; Ciliophora; Spirotrichea; Euplotida; Euplotidae.
CUGCUAUGAUCCAUCCUUAUUACGCCGAAAGAAAUUUUUGAAGAUAUGAAGAAAGAGGUAUGUCUGGAAGAGGAAUGUACCCUCAUCAUGACUUCUAUCAAUAUAAAGACGAUCAAUUUGCCAGACAUAUUGACUAUAGACAAAGACCAUUCAGUGCUAAAGAGGAGAUAAAAAGAAAUCUAGGAGGAGAGUUCAAGCAAGAAGAAAAGAAGGGAGAUAGAUAUUACAGAGACUAUCAAAGACAAAGAGAACAAGACGAUAAAAGGAUGCAUCAAAACUGGAUGCACCCUUGUGAGAGAUUAGAGUAUGUGCCAAGGUAUCAAAGACAAAGCAGUCUGAGAAGAUUUGAAUUUAACGGACCUGCUCCUCAUCACGAUAUGAACCACCUCUAUGGGAGAAACAUGCCAAGAAUCAAAUCUCAUGAUAGAUUUAUCAGAGAGACUACUUUUUCAAGAGCAAGUGGCCCCUUAUUCGAUUCUGACUUCAGAGUUAAGCCACACUAUUCCAGAGCAGGAGAUAGAAGAUAUUACGGAGAGAGGAUGGAUUACAAGGCAGAUCUCAGAGAUGUCUACAGAGAUAGGCCUUACCAACCCCGUAGAGAAAGUGCUCACGGAGAAACUACACCAAAAAGGGAAGAAAGAAAACAAGACAAAGAUGACAGCGGAAAAGAAGAAAAGAAAGAGGAAAAGAGAGAAAAGAAAGAAGAAAAAAGAGAAAACAGAGACUCAAAAAACUUAGAUGAAGGUGACAGAUACAGAUAUGCUAGAGAAUUUAGAUACAAUGGUCACAGAUACCAAGGGUUUAGACCUGAAAGACAUCUUCAUGAAGGUCAUAGAUUUGAAGGCUUUAGACACGAAGAUCAUAGAAGAGAAGACUAUAAACAAGAAGGAAAGAGGUACCCUGACCCCAGAAAUGAGGCUCAUAGAUAUGAAGCCAAAAGAGUUGACAGAGAUCACAAAGAGGCUAGACAUGAGAUGAAUGAUCAUAGAUUGUAUGGUGAUAGAUUUGGAAAAGAUGAUCGAUAUCAAAUUCCCAACAGAAAAUACUAUUCUCCCUAUGAGUUAGAACUGAGAGGAGGUGGAGAAUACCGUCAUAGACAUAACUAUAAUUAUCAGCAUGCUCCAAAUAAUGAAGAAUAUCUUCCUUACAACAGAUAUAGAGUUGAGAGAGACUUUGAAAGAGCUAGGUAUGGAGAAAUCAGAGGUGCUCAUGAGCAUCACCAAGAUCAUUUCAGAGCAGGAAAUAGAAAAUAUUUCAGAUUCGAAGAUAGAAGAGAUUUUGACGGUGAGCAUGGCCGUAUCAGACUUGGAGAUAGAGAUCCAUAUCAGAAAGUAAAUGAUAGAAGACCGAAAGAGAGAGGGGAAAAACCUCAAGAAAAAGAAGUAAAGGAUGAAAUAAAGAAGAGCCCAGAGAAGGCUGAAAAAUAA